CCACAGAACAUAGCUAUUUCCAUGUUUCUUAUCCACGAAAUCUCUUCAGUAUCUGUUACUCUAUCUAUUCUGCUCUAUCGUUUCUUUUCUAAAUCCCAUAACCUCCCAAAGAAAAACCUAAUGCAGACAGUAACAUAAACCAAUUCAUAAGCAGAGCCAACAGAAGCAGAAAAAUGCUACAAAACCCAAGAGUACUAGGAUCUUCCCCUCAACCAUUCAAUCAUCCACCAACUCGUACAUCAGCACCACCUCCUUCAUCAUUACAACUAUUACCCACUCUUCCAAUCAUCAAACAGCAAUGCAGAUUGUCACGUAGAGAGCUCACAAUCCUCAGCAACUCUAGCUUGCUUCUUCUUUUGGGUGCUCAGGCAGUGGAUGGAACCAAAGCAAGAGCAGAAGAAAAUGUCGUCGAGCCAAGUAACAGUGAUAAACCAGAAGAGAAUUUAACUACCACAACCACUCCCAGCUGCACUGAAAGAAAACCUACUAAGAAAGUGUUUUUUGACAUAGCCAUUGAUCGCGAACCUGUCGGUCGCAUUACUAUAGGGCUAUAUGGAGAUGAUGUCCCUGCAGGAGUUGAUAGGUUUAGCAAGAUUGUCAGUGGAGCUGCUGGUGUUAGCUACAGAAGAAAAGAGUUUGUCAAAAUCCUGCCCAAUUAUGUCCAACACGGUGGACUUCGAUCCUAUGGCGUGGAUGCAGAAAUGGCCAGAGGGACAGGGGGUGAUUUGGCAGCUGAUAGUCUUGUUGAGGAAUGGGAGAGAACUUAUGAAGGGUGCCCUGGGACUAAAAAUGUGGCUGGAAGUGUUGGCAUUAUUGUGAGAGACCCGUCUAAACCGCCUCCAAAGAUGAAGCUGGUUGCAAGAAUGGGGAAGCUGGAGAUUGAUCAAGAAGAAGUUGGAAUUGAUCCCAAUGGGACAGAAUUUGUCAUUGCCACAAAGGAUUCUCCAGAAUUGGAUGCAUCAUCUCUGGUAGUUGGAAGAGUAUUAGAAGGGUUGGAGGUUGUGCAGAGGAUUGGUCAGGUAAAAACCGUACAGGAGAAUACGAGCUCUCCCUAUUUUAGGGUGGCAAAGCUUAUCGGAGACAAGAGGGCUGUUGUAGCAGAAAGGGGAUUCAACCGCCCUUAUUCGAAAGUUAUUGUUACAAACUGUGGUAUAAUGGAGUAGCACAAAAAUGUAUUCACUCCCUUCUCUAGAUG
Messenger RNA from Lotus japonicus, 1195 nucleotides. Its product is annotated as peptidyl-prolyl cis-trans isomerase CYP26-2, chloroplastic. Lineage: Eukaryota; Viridiplantae; Streptophyta; Magnoliopsida; Fabales; Fabaceae. The record is from RefSeq and is a predicted model, not a curated record. Gene Ontology annotation, molecular function: peptidyl-prolyl cis-trans isomerase activity. The transcript is spliced from 2 exons. Gene Ontology annotation, cellular component: chloroplast. Gene Ontology annotation, biological process: protein peptidyl-prolyl isomerization. The coding region runs from base 174 to 1163 and encodes 329 amino acids.